Pocillopora verrucosa is the source of this 3283-nucleotide messenger RNA. RefSeq lists its product as uncharacterized. Gene Ontology annotation, molecular function: NF-kappaB binding; GTPase activator activity. The record is from RefSeq and is a predicted model, not a curated record. NCBI's taxonomy places the organism in Eukaryota, Metazoa, Cnidaria, Anthozoa, Scleractinia, Pocilloporidae. Gene Ontology annotation, cellular component: cytosol. Gene Ontology annotation, biological process: cellular response to tumor necrosis factor; signal transduction.
AACCGACAAAACGACAUUCCUCAAGCGAUCAAGGGGGUUACUCGAGCGAGCCUCGGCAAAAUUGUUGCCAUGCUUUCGUGGGAUGUACGUGCCUCUAAAAGAUUUGCAUAUGAAGUAACGAUUAUGUUCAAAACGGACCAAAAAGGCUCCUUUUGACAGGAUAUGGUGCUUGAACUGAACUCCAAACAACAUGUAUGGAUAUUCUGCCCUCCAUAACGCUGUGGUUACACAGAACCUCAAAGCCGUUCGCAGCCUAACAGGAUCAACACGAACAUGCGACCUCGAGUGGCGAGACUCCAUGGGUUUCACUGCGCUUCAUCUGGCCACCUUACAGGGAAAUAGAGAUCUCGUUGAAAUUCUGGUUUUGGCAGGAUGUGACGUCAAUAGUCGCACGAAAGAAGGGAUGACUUCGCUACACAUCAGUAGUGAACAGAAAAGAGCUGACGAAAUCUUGCGCGUUUUAGCAUCGGCGUCUUGCAAUGUCAACGAGCGUAACAAACUGGGAAGAACCGCUCUCCAUCUUGCCGCUAAGCUAGGAAACCUUCAAAAUCUAAAAGUGCUACUCGACAAUGGUUGUGACAGAAAUAUUAAGGACAAACUUGGUUUCACGGCCGUCGGUUUGGCUUUUAAUUUUAACCAGAAAGCAAGUGCAGACAUUUUACUCCACUAUAAAUCCCGGCGGAAGCGACGCUCUGGAGGAGAAACGACCUCUGAGGAGAGCCUUUAUCAGGAUGGCACAACUAAAAACAGUCAAAUAUCUAACGGAGAACGUAAGGCGGAAAAACUCGUGGAAAGGACCUCUAUUUAUUCUAAAAAAACGGAUGAUACAAAGUCGUUGAAGCUCGUAGACAAGGCUGAGAAAAGAGAGGCAUCUUUGAAAACGCUGCACUUUAUCAUGGCUCUGUUAACACAGAAGAGAAACGUACUAGACGGUUUAACAAAUUGGGAUUCAAGGAAAAAGCUGAAAUCUAUCGAAAGAAAUUUACGGGAUUUAAUUUUUACUUCUCUUAUUCAGCAUUCCCUCGCAACGCGCACCUCAUUAAAACUGACUGAUGAAUCUGGAGAACAAUGUGUGUGUGAUUUUUACCUAAAGCCCGGCGAAUUCGUGGGAAGUCAAGUUCUUGCGUGUUACCCGGGUUCGAGUUUACUGGUCGAACUACUGCAGGGCGUGAAAGAUUCUUUUUCAUUUUCUCGAGAGAGAUCGUGGUUGAUACCGAAGCAACAUCAGAGCUUACCACCGCCAUCGAAAUGGAAAUUGCAAGAGAAGGAAUCUAUUUUGAAAGACUUGAAAGUCAAUGAAGAAAAGAUAUCAACAGCACCACUUAGCAAUGCGAAAACGGUCACCUCCAUAUCGGAACUCGAGAACGUGUAUGAUCAGACAACCAUGACAACUCUAUGUGAAGACCCAACUUUUAUCGAACUCUGUGAAGAAAAUCCUCCAGAGAUGGACAAUGAGGCUAUAGAGAAAGGCCUUAAUAGGCUAAACAAUCUCAUGAUUUCUAUCAAGGAUUCAGAAAACAUCAAACAGGUAUUUGAUCGCACGGACAGCGGUCUCCUUACAGACAACAUUGAAAUUUAUCUUUCGCGUUUGGAUGACGUCAUUACCAUGAAAAGUACUCCUACGUCAUUUAUUGAGGCUACUUUAGAAAUCUUCUGUCAGAAUUCAGACAUUUCUGUUUACUCCACAAAGAAACGAAAUUUACCUUUUAGCUCGCUUUUAGAGAAAGUCAUAACUGCGUGUGGCUCGUGGGACGCAGAUAAAAUAGCAAAGGUUUUUCUCCAUGUCUGCGUUGUCUUUGUGAGCGACCGGCGGUUGUUACUUAGUUGCGCAGGCGCCGUGUUAAAGCUCGGACUUUGCCAUCCACAAGCUGACGCGAUCGCCCUGGGAACUUGUAUUUUAGUGAGAACGGGUCUUCUCAAACAAGAAGAUGACGUGGAAAUUAUUACAGACCUAACGGGGCCGCUCUUAGCCCUGGAACACUUAUGCGCUGAAGAAUAUUUCCCGAGAAAUCUGGCCGCCAUCUUUGCUUCUUUUCUAUCUAAGUCAAGCCCCAAGUUGUUCGGAUUGGAUCAUCUGCGCCUUCGAGCACUGGCGUCUGCGGUAACCAAAGAGGUACUUCCCACUUCAUGUCAGGAAGCCGAAAGCGACACGGGAAAAAGUUUCAAACGGGUUUGCGACAUUCUUGCGCUCGAAGGAUACAAGGAAGAACUUUUAUCGUGUGCUGAUGCAUUGUUUACGAGAGCUUUUGUGACGCUGAGUUGUAACGCAUGGCGAAUAGGCGAAAGCAUUCUUAUUCAUCUUGGUUUAUUGAAAAGUGAACGUUUCGUUGAAAUUGUUAGGAAUCAUGGCACCGCUUUUAAACUUUUGCGUCAUGCACUGGAGGAGAGCUAUUUCCCACCAAUCCUAAAACAGUUGCUAAUGUGUUUCCUUCAAAAACCCAAUCCAGUACUUACAGCAUAUUCCACUGAAGUCGAAGAUAUUCUGCGUAUUGUACAGUAACCAUGGAAUGGUGGUACUGUAAGGUCGAGUUUAUAUCAUGUAUUAUGCAUUCUUCAAAUAAGAUUUCUUAACUUAUCUGCACAACCUUGCUUGCCCUGAGGUUCCAGUCUGUUUUGUUGUGGGUUGUUGCACCAAAUUUCAUACGAGUCCCAGCGUUCAAAUUGUAAACGGAGAAGGAAACACAAAGCGAAAUAAUAACACAAUCAGAGGAGGACUUUCGACUCUCUUUUUUCACUCUGAGUUUUUUUUGGCAGCCGGUUUACUGACCCAAAGCGUUAAAAGGCGAACACGUCCCCUCAACUGAUCUGACAACAUCUUGCAGUUUAUAUUGUUUUCAUUUAACCCUUUAACUCCCAUGAGUGACCAAGACAGAAUUUCUCCUUACACCAUCAAUACAAUACCAACCAGAUAAGUGAUGAGAAUAAAGAGAAAUAUCAAUUUGGGGAUAAUUAGUUGAUCCAAUACUAAAUUCUCUGAACUAGCAUGAUAAGAAUGGUAUGGUUGACAGUAAGGAGAAUUACAAUUUUAAUGUGGGAGUUAAAAGGGUUAAUAUUCUUUUUGAGGGAUGCACAUUUUUUUCAUGACGAGCGCUACCUACGGAUUUAGAGUAUGACAUGUUUGCUUUCCAGAUUUAUACUGUCGUUAUAAUUGUAAGAAAAAUACUUAAUUUUAUAAACAGGUCUUGUAUAGCGUGUAUUUAUACUGUUACAGCGAAGUCAAACGCAGCCUCAAUCUUACUGCAUGGUUUCAUGGUACAAACUGAAAAUAAAUUAAAAUAUUAUU